This is a messenger RNA of Polypterus senegalus (gray bichir), 4718 nucleotides long. It is a transcript of the gene adisspb, whose product is annotated as chromosome 4 C20orf27 homolog. The transcript has 6 exons. The record is from RefSeq and is a predicted model, not a curated record. Lineage: Eukaryota; Metazoa; Chordata; Cladistia; Polypteriformes; Polypteridae. Bases 368 to 886 code for a protein of 172 amino acids.
UUUAAUGUUCCCGCGGCUGUUUUGGCGGGGCGUCCAGAUAUUCAGUAGGGCGUCAGUCAGGCCCUUUUGGUGGAGGCCGGACCGGGGCGUGGCGGACCGGACUGCUGUAAGAGGGCUCAAGGGGCAGGAGGAGGUGGAGUUGCGACGACAGAGUCGAAAGCAAAACUGGUGGAAAUCUGCCAAUCUGCACUUGUUGGAUACUAAGAACUGUUCGUUUGCUUCUAGCCGCGGUUAGGCGGCUGCUCUUGAGAAAAGAGCUGUUGGCUUUUUUCAUUAACACUACCAGAUUGAGCAUUCAUUUAAGUAUGGGACAAGACCUGUUCACCUACACUAUAAAUACAAAACCUGCAUCUAUCUGCGCUUAAAGAUGGCUGCUGUAAAGAAAGCCUCAAAAACAAAGUCUGGCAAGGUGCGCUUUUCAGAGGAGUCCGCUGCUGCCAGCCAUGUACAUUUUGAUGAAAAGCUGCAUGACUCUGUAGUCAUGGUAAUACCACAGACAGAUGGAAACUUUCUGGUGAAGGUUGGAUUUCUAAAAAUUCAGCAUAAGUAUGAAAUUGUUUUCAAAUUACCAGAAAUUAACAGUCUGGGAAAAGAUAUAUGUGCAGCUCCACUGCCCAAUACCAACCUCAAAGUGAGCAAGAUCAGCCCUGUACCAGAAGGUGGUCUCAGACUGUUUUGUGAAUAUACUGCCCAUAAGGAGGGUGUUAUCAAGGAUGACAUUGUUCUUAUCAGUGAAACCAGUGAAAAGGGGUCUGUUAAAGUUGUGAUCCAAGCACGUGUAAUGGAUCGCCAUCAUGGAACGCCAAUGCUCCUGGAUGGGGUUCGCUGUAUUGGUGCUGAGCCCGAGUACGACUCCGAACAGAGUGACUGGCAGGGAUUUGACUAGUUGCACCUGUUCACAGUAUAGCCUUUAAGCUGGGGGGUGGUGGAUCAGGGGUAGUUUUUGGGAUUUUAAAUACCUGUAAAAACCCAGUUUUUAUUUUUUUAAUGUCUUUUUGUUCUUCUUGUAACAUGAGUUUUUUUGUUUUGUGUUUUUGUUUAUUAAGGUUUUGUAUAUGAUGUCUUUUAACUUGGAUGUAUUCAGAAAUGUCAGGUUGGUAAAUAAUUAGGCCUCUUUGUCUUAUUGCUGUAUUCUUUCUUACCUGGGUUAACCUCUAACUUUUGAUGUUUGACAAGGGUGUCCUUGCCACAUGUAAAGCUACUGGUCUGAAUUUUAAAGCUUGAAUGUAGUCUUGCAUGAGGAGGUACCUUGAAACUGUGUUCCAUUCUGCACACAUGUAGUGUUCUUUUGCUAUCUAGGCUGCACAUUCAUGCUGCCUAGACAGUGUCUUUGUUUUUUGACGUCUUUGUGCCAUGAGGGUAACCUUUCUCCCUCUCUCCCUUUGAGCCAUGUGUUUAGCAUACUUCAGUCAGUGUGUUCCAUAGUAGUAAUAUCAAAUGUUAUCUAUGUUGUUAAAAUAAAACUUACUUGGUAGAUGAAUGUGUGAUACUGACCACAAGCAAUUGCUUUUUGAAAAUAAUUCAAGGACUUAGUAGUAGAGUAAGAAGUGGGUUUCAUUUAAAUAGUUUGUCCUCUUGGACAAUGAAUGAUUGCACAAAUUUGAGUGCUCUGCUUUGUCAACCUUGCCAAUCAGUGCUGUGGUAUAUUCUAACUUGCAAGUUUCAAAAACCUCUUCUCCAUAUAAUUCUGCAUUACUUGUGCACACAGUUAAGUAGAUGUGUGUGUUUAUGUGAAUGUAGGUUGAUAUGUUCAGCAUGGAAUUGGUUGGCAAUCUCAUUACUUUAAUAAUGUCCACUUGCUGCGCUUAUCUAGGAGAAAUUUGUAUUUACAAUGUAUCUGUUUGUGUCCAAGGGCAUGUGUAUACCUAACUUGAAACUGUCUUGGACAUAUUUAUUUCUGCCGUUUUGUUGCCUUUAUGUCCAACAGCAUACUAUGUACUGUUUGGACUGAUUUUAAGAAAAAAAUCAGGUCAGUUUUUGUGUGCAACUCCUACACAAACACAUUAUGGAGUGUUUAAAUAGGGGUUAAUGCCUUAGAUGCAUACAGGUGUGUAUAUAACUUUUCUUACUUUUAAGACAUGGGUCGGCAACCAGAGGAAUAUGUGUUUUCAUAGUGUUUUAAGCGUUGGAUCACACUAGUGACCAUCCCAAGGAAAAGUGCUCACUACAACAAUAGUUUUUAAUAAUUCUGGAUUUUCUUUGUUACAGGAAGGUAGCUGGAUCUGUAAGUUGAUCUAAAUGUGAAAGUAAUUUCAUCUUAAAUGGUCCUAUAUACUGCAUGGCUUCUGAUGGUUUUGUCCGCAGACAAUUAUUAAUUCCUUUGAACUCAACCGUAGCCUCUCAGAUUUGGUACGUGGGUUUGCUUGAGUAUCUCUGCCAAGAAAUAUUUCACAUUGCAGCUGUUCGGAUUUGAAUCAAGUCUGUAAUGUUGGGUUACCUCAGCUUGAGGGAAUGUGUAAAAUAUCUAUCUUGUGCUACUUCUGCAGGCCCAGAAGUCACUGAGGUUUAUUAUUUUUUUAAUUUGUAAACACCCAGACCAUGUGUUCCAAUUUGUUCAUUUAAUUUGAUCAGACCAGGUCAUUAUAUAUUGUAAUAUUUUUAAAAUUGGCACAAUGUAGAGUUUGCACAGUUUGACACUGCUAAGACGUACUUGUCCUUUUUUUUUUUUUUUUUAAUUUUUUGUCAUUGCAGGUGCACUUGUUUUACCCAUAUAUCAAUAAUAAGUAUGUGGUGACUAGCAAUCCCUGUUUAUCCACAUGUAGCAAAACAAAAUAAAAAUGAAUUUAUCCAGAGAAUGACACAGUUAAAUUGACCAGAUUUUCCAAUCCAAGUGUAUAAAAUUUAUACAUGAUCAAAAAUGAGCAAAAAAAUAAAUAAAAGUAACAAUUAAGGUUUGUAUGUUUUCUCUGUGUGAGUGUAUGCAGUAGCUGAAAAAUGUAGAAUUCCUUGUAGUGCUAAAAGUGAGUAUUAUUGCAACAAAGGUGUCUGGGGUCUUUUCUAAAUGGUGAUAGCAUGAAUUUGUCUUUAAAGAAACCAUUUAAAUAGAAAACAGUUUAAAUACUUUAUUAAGGUAAACUGUGAAGACUACAAGUCUGCAGUAGACCUCCAGUUUGGCACAUCUCUUUAAACAGAGGCAUGCUUUUAUUUGUGGCAUCUACAUUAAAUGGGUGAAUCUAAAGCCCCAUAAAAUGGAAAUGCCAGAAAUAAAUAAUAGUACAUUUUUUAAAAGUAUAAUUUGUGCAUUUUAUGUAAAAUGUCAACAGCUCAAAAUAUUUUAAAGUGACAUUAGUCCGAAGUCAUUAUUGAUAUCGUUGAAAGGAGAAGUGUGCUAGUUUCGGUAAUAUUGGCUUGUGUAUGUUAAUAUUGGUCACAUACUGGUUUGGGUUUAUUAGUGGCUACAAAUACAGGAAUGUGCUAGCUACUGUGUGGCGAAUGGUGUUGGACCUUAUGGAGUGGUUGGAUUGUGUCAUUUUAACUGACAAAAGGCACAAAUCACUUUACCUCUGCCUUGCUCUAUAAUACCAAUAAUGUCUUCACGUUUUUAUUUUGCUUUCUGUGCAGAUUUGUUACAGAUGGUAACUGUAAAUUAUAUGUAGGCUUGAUUAGUACAUUGAAGUACUGCAAAUGAAGGAUUGACAAUAAGGAUUUGCUAUUUGUGUUCGAUGUAUUGAUCAGCCCAACUUGGUGCGUCUCUAAUGAAAGUGCAGUGUAAACCUGCAAACCCCCCUUUGUCAACCAAUUCCUUUUUAUUUAAUGGGCACUAUUCUCUUUACAUACUGUAUGUGUGCCACAAUCAGGAUUAUGUGAUAGUAAUGCAAUUCUGUUGUUCCAAGCUGCAUACCCUUUUAACCCAGUGUUUUAAAUCCUUGCUUUAGCUACUCAAGUUCUCUGUCUCUGCCCAUGCUGCCUGACAGGGAAAACUAAGUUAGAACUAUAGUCCGGGUGUCAAUGUGGCAGUGGGGACGACAACUUGCUUAAUUUAUUGCCCAGUACUUUAUAGAUUUAUUGUUGGUAUUUGAAAGCCGUAUAUUUGAUUGUUUAUGGACUGGCUUUGCUUUGACAAUGCUGAAUAUUUUAAUAUAACUGAUCAUUGUGUAACUGUGAAACAAACCAAGCCACCAGACUAGACUUAGGAAACAGAUGUUAGUAAAUAAUUCCGUGCUGCUUAAAGCACACUUUCAUUGGUUUAUUCAGGUACUGGGUUACACUGCAGACUUCGCUUUAGUGCUGCCUGUUUUCCUUUUUUGUUUUCACAACAGACUCUGCAAAUCCCGUGUCAGUGGCUUCCAUCGGGUAUUGGUGGUAGACAAAUCUGUGACAGAGUCAGGCAGCUUUUCUUUCCUUUCUUCUCAAUUCUGUAUCCUACUGUGACAUUGAUAAUGGGAAUUGUACACAGGAGCCAACGCUGCAACACAAGUAGCAGGUUCAGAACUGUAGACCUGGUCUGUGGCACUCUUAACCAUCUCAACAGUUUGGUGGUGUGACCAAGAAAUAGCAAUUGCUGUAAGUGUGUAAGAACAUGCCUUGUAGUGUACACCUCCAUGCCAAGGGUUCCCUUUGCUGAAGUUUUGAAAAGGAAAAAUAAACAAAUGCAAAGCCAAAACUGUAAAACUAUUUUUGAUUAAUGUAUUAUUUGAAUUUUCAUAUUUAGUUUUACCUUUGAAAUGCCUUGUACUCUUAAAUGCAACAGCUGAAUAAAGUGAUACUUCAUUUUCUCA